AUGAAAUUAUAAAUAUUUCUUGGAAAACUAUUAACAUGUCUAAUUUUGAUUUUCGAAGGAAUGCAAAUGAUCGAUUUACCUAUAAAAGUGUUAUCCAAUUUUAUAAAUCAUCACUAAUUCAUUUGGAGAUUAGGCGAAUAAUUUUUUAUCGAGAAUUUCUCGGAAGAUAAUAAUCCUUUUUCUGGGGAAUAAAAUUAUAAAUUCUUUGUCAUUACAUUGAUAUAAGGUCUGGGGGGUUUGUAAAUAUUGUUGGCUACAUUUAUAUUUUUUGGGAAAUCUUGGGCUAGUGCUAUUUAAAUUGGAAUAAUUUUAAUGAAAUCAUAUUAAGGAAUUGGAGAAUAUAGUAUUUAAGAAUUAAUAUAUACGAUGGGAAGAAUAGGAAGUUUAAUGAUAUGAUUUUCUUAAAAUAAUAUGCAUGCAUAUAUUAGUAUAAUAUUAAAAACUAUAUAAGAUGAGUUACUUUUCUUAUAUUUGUUGUUUUUCAUUACUGCAGAAGUUAAUAAAUUAAAGGAACCACGAUAUGCUGCUGGAUGUUUGGCUAAUAGAUAUCCCUCUUUUUUAUUGAUACAUGGAAGUCAGAGAUUUAGAAUAUGUUUACCUUCCUUCUUUUUAUUGGAUUAUUCUUUUGAGUCCUCAUUUCAUCAAGGACUAUACUAUUAUUAAUUAAGAAUUGGUUUUGCUGAAAUUUUAUGCGGUUUCUUGGUCAUCAUGAAUUUUAGAUGUGCAGGAUAAUUAUUUUCCUUUUUCACAUUAUUCUUUGUAACUGUUAUUCACAAUCUCUACCUUCAUGCAGCAAAAUAAGAGUCAAUAAACAAAGAUUGA
Paramecium tetraurelia is the source of this 822-nucleotide messenger RNA. RefSeq lists its product as uncharacterized. Lineage: Eukaryota; Ciliophora; Oligohymenophorea; Peniculida; Parameciidae. The record is from RefSeq and is a predicted model, not a curated record. The transcript has 2 exons.